UUCGUAUGCGCCGCUGAUAUAAAGGACGUACUUACUCGGUUUGUUUGCGUUUUUUGCUUUUAUACUUAUCAAUCUAGCCAUCAAAGAGUUGAUUUUAAAGAGAGACAGAUAGGCAGAUAGUUAGAUAGAUAGGUAGAUAGAUAGAUAGAUAGAUAAAUAGAAAGAGCAAGAUAAAGAAAACGACAUAUCGUAAAAAAUCAGCGAGUGUAUUUUACGUUAAUUUAAAUAAACGAUGAAGAUGAUAAAAAUAAUAAUUGAAAUUAAAAAUAAGCACAACACAGAUUCAAUCUAUAAAAGCUAUCUGUUUCAGCGCGUAAAAAUAGAACAAUUAGAAAUAACCUAUAUAAUAAUCCUUGAAAAGAUAUCGGUAAUUAGUAGUGGCGAGUAUUUCGGUCGAUUGGUUAAACAUACGAAAAGUCAGUUGAGAAUACCGUUAGAGGAAUCCAGUGAAGGGUAAUAUCAAGACGGAAAGGAGAACCGGAUUGUAAAAGUUAAUUAGAUUCGAUUAAAGUGAUGUUGGAUGAAAAUACAUCUAUGGUGAUAGAACAGAACAGGUAGAAGGUGAUCGAGUAAAAGGACAAGGUAUUAGAUAACUCGAUACAAAAAAAGAAAAAACAAGAAAAAGAAAGACUCGACACACGUGGUAUUCGUUGUCGUCGGCCGACUGACUUUUUCACGCGUGGGUGCACGCACGCGUACGAACGUGACCGAGUAUGCACGAACACGCACGACCUUUUACGACUGCGUACGAUAGCGACACGCGCGCGUAGAAAGGAGAAAAAGAAAGGUAGAGAGCGAGAUAGAGAAAGAGAGAGAGAGAAAGAGAGAGAGGAUUAUUUUCGCUUUUGCCGGCACCGUAUCUAAAGAGCCACGCACUUACGUAUUCGCGUGUGUUACAAGCGAACAACUUUUCUUCGUCGCUGCGUUGGCUUUUCUUGGACGACAUAUGUAACUGUAUAGAUCGACGAUAGUUGAGUGUAUGCGGCCUGAUGACGAAUCUCGACGCGUGACACCGCGGAAUCGUUGGAACGUGACUUUCGAAAAGGCGAAAGAGAGGAAAAAAGACAAAAAAAUGGAAUAAAAUAGAGUGCAGAAGGAAAACAGAGACGAGACGCGGUAUCAUUGUGUAACGUUAUCUACGAAAUAUUACGGUAGUCGUGGAAAUGAUAAUGGCGCCAUUUUUUCUCGCGAAAAGCUUUUGUACUUACGUACGUACGGACCGAAGUCAAUAGUGCGUGGAGAAUUUGCAAGAGGUGGAAACGGUGAAGAAGAGAGGAGAAAAGUGAGGAAAGAAAGACGAACGGAAGUAGCGGUUCCUUUCGCGGUUCUGACCGAGAGUGAGAGAUACCUACAUAAGAGUAGAACGCCGGCCGGUCUUAUAGUUCGUUGCUUACUUCGUUACAGUGUUAUCUAUCGUUUUUUCUUCCUCUUUUUAUAUAUAUAUUUUUUUUCUUUCUUUUUUUUCACUCCAUUUUUAACUACGUUUAACAAGUUUGAAGCAGAAGACAAAUUUUCGAAGAUAACUUUUCUUUCCAUGUUAUUUGUUUUGAUUAACCUAUUCAAACCGAACCUUUCCAAAUCGUCGUUUAUUUUUUGAACUGUAACAAUUACGAUCGAUAUUCGAACGAUUAAACGUCUCAAGUUAAUUCGCGAUUCGGUAAAUCGAAAUAAUUUAUUUAACAUGAUCGUAUUGGAUUGAACGAUAUUUAUCCGAUAAAAUUUAUACUUGAAAAAAAUAUCGUUUUAAAACGAUCCGCAUUUCGAUUCAACUCGAUCAGGAAGCAAUAAAGGAAAAUGUUAAAUGAGAAUAGAAAAAUCGAUAGAACGGUUUUAAACGAUCGUUUUCGACGACAGAUGCGAUCACUGUUCCUAUUAAAAAUCUUGCAAGGUUGUUCGGUUAAAUUUUUGAUCGAAUAAGGAAAAAAGAAAAACAAAGCAAAAGGAAGAGGAAAAAGGGGGAAAAAGAAGAAGAAGAAGAAAAGAAAAAAGAAGAAAAAAAAUGAGGAACGAGGAGAGUGUUGAACGAGGUGAACGAUGGACGUUUCAUAGUUGGUUUAGUUGAUUUUCAAGAUAUCCGUCGAAGAGGAGGAGAUAAAUAGAUUUUAUAUAGAUUAGGAUAAUAAGAUAUUUUCUUUCGAUAAUGUCCGUAAGAACGAUAGACAAGGCAAGAAAAAAUAUAUAAAUAAAGAAAUAAUCUAAUGGCACGUCUUGCGAGUGAAUAUAAAUAUAUUCAAAUAACAGUGUGAAUAAAUUUAUCGAGUAACGUCGACCAAAAAAGAAAGAAAGAAAGAAAGAAAGGGAAAGAGAGAGGAUGGAGGAUUAAGAGGAUCACGAAAUGCCGACGAUCGAGAGGCUCGUAACGAGAAGAAACGCCAAUGAAGAACCGGAGGAACAUUCGACGACUGAUACGAACACGGGACAACCAAACGAUUUGAAUGUAUCCGAAUUGUUAAGACCCUGUGGUGAUGGUCGUGAAAAUGUUGGGGAACCUUGCCUCGAGGAAACUGGAAGAAAUGAUUCUUCGAGAGAAAAACGCAGUCUUCUUGGUAAUUUUCAAAGAAGAGCCUUCAACAGGAUCAGCUUCAGAGGAGAGUCCGGACCUCUUUUGACCAGAUAUCGUCAAACCAGAUUCAGUUCUAGAAGAGUACGUAAGAGAGUAGUGUUCAAGCAUGGAGAUUGCAACGUCGUUCAAGGAAAUGUUGCUAAACGUCGUCGUCGUUAUUUGCAGGAUAUUUUCACCACUUUAGUCGACGCUCAAUGGCGCUGGACGCUUCUUGUUUUCUCGAUGAACUUUUUACUUUCUUGGCUCGGUUUUGCUCUGAUUUGGUGGUUGAUCGCUUAUAGCCACGGAGACCUUGAUCCACGUAAUUACAACUCGCCGAAUUUUACAUUUACUCCUUGCGUCCAAGAAAUACAUAGUUUCACCAGCUGUUUCCUCUUUUCCGUCGAGACACAGCACACGAUCGGAUAUGGCUCUAAACACACGACGGACGAAUGUCCAGAGGCGAUAUUCGUUAUGUGUAUACAAUCGAUGACAGGAGUGAUCUUACAAGCCUUUAUGGUCGGCAUAGUAUUCGCGAAGUUGUCUCGACCGAAGAAAAGAACGCAGACCCUCCUUUUCUCGAGGAACGCUGUAAUAUGUCAGAGGGACGGCCAAUCGUGUUUAAUGUUUCGCGUCGGGGACAUGAGAAAGAGUCAUAUCAUCGAGGCUCACGUCAGAGCACAAAUGAUCAAAAGAAAGGUGACGAGAGAGGGCGAGCUCCUACCGUUCUUCCAAACGGAAUUAAAAGUCGGCGGAGACGGGGAGGAGGACAAGAUAUUUUUUAUAUGGCCAACAACGAUAGUUCAUAAGAUUGAUGAACAUUCGCCACUUUAUCAUAUAUCCGCCAGCGAUAUGCUUCGAGAACGUUUCGAGAUUGUCGUUAUUUUAGAAGGUGUGAUCGAAUCGACCGGUAUGACGACGCAAGCUAGAAGCUCCUAUCUACCGUCGGAAAUUCUUUGGGGACAUCGUUUCGAGCACAUUAUCACAUUCCGUAAGGAAACCGGCGAAUACGAGGUCAAUUACAGUCUCUUUAAUAACACUUACGAGGUCGAUACUCCCCUCUGUUCUGCAGCCGAUCUCGAUCAUAUCAGAGCGAUGCAUCGAGCUAAAGGAGAACGCGUUAGUUCAGGUGCAUUUCCAUAUCACGACGUCUCGAGCAGUUCUCUGACUACAAGUUCCGGUUCGAGUUUGGCCUCUUCUCUCGGUGGUCUUCAUAUGCAUGCACCUCCGUUGACUCCACCGACUCCGAUUCCGGUUAUGAUCACCGGUCCUGACGGCACCUUGAGACGAGAGAGCGUAAACAGCGUGCAAGUUGAACCAAGGCGGCCAAUAUUUUAUACUCCCGACGAGUCGAUCGAUAACGAGAUUGCUUGCGGGGCUACUCCCGUCAGUCCGGAAGAAUCAAGAGUGCAAGAGGAAUACAAUCGUGCCUUGGAGGAUAUCAAUGCGACGCUUAGAAAAAACAGAAAACAUAAUUGCAAGGAUGAGAAGAAGAUUCAUCGGGAAGGCUCGAAGAGUACUCUCGAUUCGAAGAAAAGCGACUCGAGAAUUAAUAUCGAAGGAAUGAAAAGAUCAACUUCACGUCCGACCAUCGAUCAAUGUCAAGCUCGCAAUAAAAAGUCAUCCUCGAAGUCGACUUUGGAUCCCAGACAUAGCAAAUUUAAGGGCUCGCAUGAGUCUCUUCGCGACGCUAUGCCGAGGAGAUUGAGUUUGUGCGACGGUCACAAGGCUAAAGACAUGCAAAAGAAGACGUCCUUUGUAUUGGGAAACGAAGAGGAAAUGAGAAGCGUAGAGAUAACUAUACCAACGAUAUCAACGUCGUUGGGAGUUCCUCAGCGAUUAGAGAUCGUCGUCGACUCACCGGAAUCAAAUCAUCGCUUGGAACGCGUGAAUGCGUGCGAAGACGUCUAAUUUACAGCAGAAGGCGUUAAACAAUACGAUAUUUUUUAUAUUCGGAUAGCAAUAAUGUUAAACGUAUUGCAAUCAGUAUUAAAUGGAGAGAGAGAAAGAGAGAGAGACAAUAGUUAGUAAAAAGAUAAAAGCGAGUUAAACAAACAAUCCACCUAUCUAGAAGUAUUCUAAGCGAUGAUCAAACAAGUGACACAUAUCCCGAGAAUACCCGAUUGGCAUAGGAAUUUAGAAAGGACGAAAACGAAGCUGUCUGAUCGUGGAAGGUUGGAAAGUGAGCCAUGAGCGUCGUUUAUUUCGAUACGUACGAGAGAGGAUCAAAAGCGAGUUGCUCUUGCCGUUUGAUUUGCGUGUUCCCUUGUUCGACUCGAAAGUAAUAAAGCGAGUAAUUAUGUAAACAAAAAAAAAGAAAAAAAAAAUACAAAAAAAGAAAAAGAAAAAAAAUGAAGACGCAAAUUUUGCUCCACAUUGUCUAGUAAUUACAGUCGACGUGUUCGCCAAGUAAAACGUUCCAAAAGAAAGAAAUUUCUUGUCGAAUGAGAACGUUCGUCAUUGUUCGUACAAUGAAGAUCGUAGUUGAAAUGUCACCAUUGGGUUUUCUGAAUCUCCUAUCUUGCUUGGCAUAAUUACUUAUCAUCAUAAAGUGUGUCUCCUCUGUUAGUAGAGACGGGUAGUAGUUAAGAAUAUACGGGUACUUAUUUAAGAGAAAGACCGUCACGAAUACGUGGCAAAUCGAUCUUUUAUACUAAUCAUUGUCACACGCAUCAGAUCGUUAAAGUAUUAUAUAUAAAGUAUAUAAAAAUUUUUUCUAAUAUACUAACAUAUUUUUUUUCUCUUAUACCGCACCACGAGUGCUUCGAAUUGUAAAAAUAAUAAAUCUAAAGUAUACCACUAUGCAAUAUAAAUAAUUUUCUCGAGAUUAUAUAACAUCGUACGACUAUAUGAAUCAAUUACAUAAAUCUCGUACUACCAUGUAUGGUACCAUGAUCAUUCCUCUUCUUAUAAUACUUUUUAUCAAAGUGCAUCGUGAAUCGUCGAAUCAUUGUUUACAAGAUCUGAUCGAGAGUUAAGGAAAUAAAGUGUCAACGACACGAUAAGUCAAUAGGAAAACAAUACUAUAAAUUAUUUUAUUAACAAUAAUAUAACGUGAUAAAAACGACGGGAUCACCGUUAGAGAAACAUUUUG
Messenger RNA from Vespula vulgaris, 5636 nucleotides. Its product is annotated as inward rectifier potassium channel 2-like. Gene Ontology annotation, biological process: potassium ion import across plasma membrane; regulation of monoatomic ion transmembrane transport. Lineage: Eukaryota; Metazoa; Arthropoda; Insecta; Hymenoptera; Vespidae. The transcript is spliced from 10 exons. Gene Ontology annotation, cellular component: plasma membrane. The coding region runs from base 2336 to 4453 and encodes 705 amino acids. The record is from RefSeq and is a predicted model, not a curated record. Gene Ontology annotation, molecular function: inward rectifier potassium channel activity.